AGAGGUCCCCUCCUCCUGGUGCUGUGACUGUGUUAGAGGCUACCUCCUUCUGGUUCAUUUUUUUUUGCUCUACAGAGAGAAGCUGGUUCUUGAGAAAUUUUAUCCAGGGUACGAAAGAACAAAGUUCAUCUUAGGAUUUGCCUCCGAGAACAAGGGUAGAAAAGUUGCAAGAUUAGGAUUUGCGGACGACGAUGAAUGAGUUGAGUAACUGUUACUAGUAGUAUUGCCAGCACCAGGUCAUUCUCAAUACAAUGGGACAGGCGCCACCGGACGCGCCCACAGGAGGGGAAGCCGCGAACGGCGGUGGCAAUUCUGGG
Amoebophrya sp. A25 is the source of this 317-nucleotide messenger RNA. NCBI's taxonomy places the organism in Eukaryota, Dinophyceae, Syndiniales, Amoebophryaceae. The record is from the annotation of a GenBank genome assembly.